Molecule: messenger RNA, 1926 nt
Organism: Plenodomus lingam JN3
Lineage: Eukaryota; Fungi; Ascomycota; Dothideomycetes; Pleosporales; Leptosphaeriaceae
Biological process (GO): mRNA splicing, via spliceosome
Cellular component (GO): U4/U6 x U5 tri-snRNP complex
Source: RefSeq, a predicted model, not a curated record
AUGCCAAGCCUGUUGUCGCCAAUUCGCGUCACCUCCGCCGGCCACCUUCUCCUCCCCCCCCCCAUCAUCAUCAUCACCCACGACACCGCCCAACGUCGUGUAUCGUGCUGCUCCAAAAAAAACACCGCGCUCGCUCUCACUGGCCUCGUCCAUACGCAAAAUCCUCCCCCAUUUCCCCCAAAACCACAAACACCCCCCAUCAAGCGCAUCACGACCCAUCACUGGCCGCACGACUCUCUCUCUUCCCCGCAACCUCCGCCACACCACGAGUGCAGCCUCACCAUAUCGCCCGCCGCCUACAUGAACAUGGUCGAGAAGCGCCCCCACCCCGAAGGCCAGGGGCCCAAUGGCGAUGCAAAGCGCGCAAAGGCUUCAGACGCGAUUGCGGCAGCAAGAGCAAAGGCCGCCGAGAUUGCUGCCCGCGUCGCUGCGAAAAGGGAGGCUGCUAAUGGCGCCUCAGCCACUCCUCCCCCUGCGGCCGCCCCUCCUGCAAUAGAUGUUAAGGCAAGAAUGGAGGCGAUGAAGGCGAGGAUGGCCGCACUCAAGGGCGAGAGCGCAACCGUCAAGACGCCAACACCAGAGCCAACCGGCCCGCGCUUUGCAACAACACUGGGCAAUCGCCGCGCUGAAACACCCAAGGUCGAGGCCAAGCCAAAGACGGCUCCCAAGCAGAAAGAGACACAGGAAGAGGAACUGGAGAACCCAUACUUUGAUCCCAAGGCGGCGGCGCUGGCCAAGACGAGGGGCCCGCGAGUCCUAGUCUUCAAUGAGCAUGGAAAAUAUCUUGACCAGGCCUCGAAGCUGCGAGCUCAGAGCCGGUUGGAGCAAAUCAAGAAGAUGCUUGCGAUACAAGCACGUCGCGCUGGUCUGGACGAGAAUACCGAGCGUGGUUUCUUGGUGCAGUCGCCCCCGGAGAUUGAAUGGUGGGAUGAAGGAAUUGUGCCAGAGAAGAAUUACGACUGCAUUCAUGACCCCACCAAGGUCAAGAUUGACAACGACGAUUCCAUCAUCACACCCUAUGUACAGCACCCGCCUCUUCUAAAGGCGCCGCAGGAUCAGCGCUUGGUCGAGGUCAAGCCCAUGUACCUCACUAAGAAGGAGCAGGCGAAGCUACGGAGAAUGCGUCGCGCAGCCGACCUGAAGGAACACCAAGCAAAGAUCAGGCUGGGUCUGGAACCACCCCCACCACCAAAGGUCAAGCGUGGAAACAUGAUGCGUGUCAUGGGCGAGCAAGCUAUUGCUGAUCCUACUGCUGUUGAGAUGCUCGUCGAGUCCCAGAUUGCGCAACGCCACGAAGAUCAUGUCAGAGCAAACGAAGAGCGCAAGCUUACCAAGGAGCAAGAACAGGCCAAACUGGCUGCGAACCAAGAGAAGGAUGCGCAAAAGGGUCUCUACAUGUGCGUCUUUAAGGUCAAUACCCUGGCUUUUGGAAAGCACCGAUUCCAAAUCGACAACAACGCGAAACAACACUCGCUCACUGGUGUCACACUCUUCAACCCUGAACUCAACCUCGUCGUUGUAGAAGGCGGUGCCUACGCAAUGAACAAGUACAAGAAACUUAUGCUGCACCGCAUCAACUGGCAAGAGAACGCGCCCCCGACGGAAACCCAGGCCGAGAAACAAGCCUCAGAUCCUCAAUGGCUGAGGUCGCUAGAUGAGAAAGGAGAAGUCAAGGAUCACUCAUUCAACAAGUGCACACUAAUCUUCGAAGGCGAGAUCAAGCAACGUUCUUUCCGCAAGUGGGGCUCAAGAGUAUGCGAAACCGCUGGUGAAGCGCGCGAGACCUUGGGCAGGGCGAAACUUGACAGCUUGUGGGCGCUCGCCAAGAUAUUUGCAUGGAAGAUAUGGAGUUCUGGCGCGAGGUCUGCCCUUCAAAGGGGCACCAUCUUUGUGCUUAAUUUGUACCUAUCUGAGCACACGGUUUGA